GUGUGUGUGGGGGGGUUGCAUCUCGCCCUGCUGAGCUCAGGAGCGGAGCCUGCCUGCGUGGGGGUGCGCUCAGCGACCCACACUGCCGGGGCUGCUGCAUUGAACUGUGGAGGAGAGCGGGGUGUCUGCAGCGGUGACUGUUGUGUUUUGCAGGGAAUUGGAUGUAGCACAGGAAACUGCUGCAGGGAUUGUCUCCACAUGGAAUAACUGCUCUGGAACGACUGCUUCGGAUUAGCUAGUCUGUGUGUGAACGCUUGGCCGUCACAUUCGAGAAUCUACUUUCAAGGGAAGGCACAAGGCAGGCCCUUCCUCCCUGCUCCCAAGGAAGCCACUCCUGGGCUCACUUUACUGCUUUCUUCCUUGCUGCCUCCUCUGUACAGUUCGGCCCAGUAGCUGCCAAGGGCAGAGGAUCUGGCACUGGGAUCUCUGCGGUUGAUUGCUGCCUCCAAAUUGGACCCAACUGCAGCUAGAGAGGAACUGGUCAGAGCCCAGCGCCCGCACUCCAGCGUUCAUCCCUCUCGGUGAGAGAGGAGAGGUGACAAAAGGUGUGGGUCCCAUGGAUUCGGAGCAGUUACCCAAUGGAAGACAAGGUGAUCUGCCUAACAGCAAACUCCAGAGAUCCGUUGGGUGGAAAGCCCCGCUGGCCGUCGGCGUGGUAGUCCUAGUCGUGAUUGUUGCUGUUGCUCUGGUACUUUUGCACGUGAAAUCUCCUCUGGAAUCCAAGCUGCCUCAUGUCUCCACCCCAGUCCAUCUAAAUGUAAGAUUCCCUGCUCCCUGCUGCCCGGAUGGCUGGGUCGGGUACAGAGGGAAAUGCUACUAUUUCUCUGAGGGCGAGGGGACCUGGGACUCCAGCGAGAGCUUCUGCUCUUCACUCAAUGCCUCCCUGGCUGGGAUCGACACUGAGAAAGACCUGACGUUCAUUAUGCGAUAUAAAGGCGUCUCUGAGUUCUGGAUUGGCCUGAAGCGAGUAUCAGCGCAGACCUGGCAAUGGGUGAAUGGCGAACAGUUCAACAACCUGUUUACGGUAAGAGGAGACGGCGACUGCGCGUACCUGAGCGAUGAUUUUGCCACUUCGUCGUGGUGCUCCACGAAGCGCUACUGGAUCUGCAGCAAACCCGACGGGAUGCAAAGGGAGGAUGCGAUGCCGGGGGACUGAAGGGCGAAGGCUGGGGAAACGCCUCAAGGCCCAGCUGCCUGACGCUCCAAACGUCGCUCAAUAAGAUCCUCAAUAGAGCUUGACAGAUUCUUUUUGUUGUUGUAAAUAAGCCUCUUUUCUAACCUGCUCUUUACUGUGGCCCCUGUAUAGCCUCUUUGUCCUGGGUGUAUAACUAAGACCCGGUCUACACUUAAAACUCACUCCUGAAUGCUGUAGCUAGGCCGACGUCACCCCCAGUGUAGACACAGCUAAGUUGACCUAGCUACCGUCACUGGGAAGGCGGAGUUCCUACAGUGAUGGGAAAUUCCCUUCCCCCACUGUAGGAUGUGUCUGCUCUGGGGUUAUGCCAACGUAGGCUGCUGCCAUGUCCCCAUACUGUGGACAUGGAUUAAAACCCCUUCCCAGCUCCCCCUGCUGUUGUCUGUCAGGGUGCGUCUACACUGCAGUGGGGGUAUGUGAUUAAAGCAAUGAAGGUGCAGCAGCAAAGGUCUUUACCCAGGGUUCCAGCCUGUGUUGCUGCGGCCUCAUUGCUCCAGUACGAGCUACAUUAAAAUUAGCAUGUGUAUGUCUACACGAUUGGAAACCAAACCCUGUGAUUGCAAUGUGGACACACCCUCAGCUCUGCUGUGCCGGCCGAGCAGGAAGGCAGCACUGCUUGAAAACGGACGGAGACUAUCGUAAACAGCAACAGGCGAAGACAAUCCACAGCAAGCAGGGAUGUGAGGCAGCCACACACAACAUCCUCCCAAAGGAAGGAAGCUGCGGCAAGAGACAAGCAGCCAAGCUGUGGAUUUUCUUCGACUGUUGCAGAACCAGGCUCUGCUCACUCAUGCUGUCUCCCAAUCCUGAGCAGCAAAGUUGUGAGUUAAGGCUAAAUGGGACUGGGAUCCGAACUCACCAAUGGGCCCCUUGUUGAGGCUUCUAGUGAUGCCUCCUGCAUAGGGUCGACUUUGUUGUGUUGUCUCCCAGAUCAAAAUAUGGUAGCUGCGUCUUUGACGGAGAGUCUCCGUUGUGGAGGGCCAGAAAUGAGGCGCAGGUUCCAACGGAAAUCAAAAUGUCUGUAUGUUUGAGAGCGUUACGGUCUUGCUGGGCUUCUUGAGCCUGGAAAGAGAAGGCCAGGCAUGCGUGCAUGCCAGGAGAAGUUGAUGUACUACCAGAAAAGUCACAGAGGCGCUGGCGCCCUGUGAAGAAGCUGUGGAGCUGCCCAGGAGAGGGGUUUACUUUGUGAGAAGGCAUCGGGUUGUGUACUCUGUACUAGCAAUAAGGAAUUGUGGGUCGCUGUCACCGUUGCAUCCCGCCACAAGAAUUUGCUUACAAACUCAUAGGCAGAGCGAAUGCCUUUUAAUCUCAUUGAGUUAUCUUUCAAGGCGAGUUCGAGGCAGAGAAGCCGAGGUAUGUAGAACCCUUUCGAUUGCACUUGACUUUCCCUGUGAUCAAGUUUUUAAUCAGUGAGCAAAACAAACCGCAAAAUCUGAUUCAGGGUAAGUGGGCUGGUUUCUUGACUUUGAUCUUUGUCUGUAUAAGGGUCAUUUGCAAAUGUUGCUUAAGAGUUUAAUUCCCCUUGGACUCACUUGCCAGCUAAGUUACAAGUACUUUUGUGGAGGACAAGAUGCACAUUUUCCCCUAGUUUGAGGUGGCUGGGUAUUUUCUAGCUGCAUCAUCUGUUCAAACCAUGGCAGCGGAAUCUAAAUAAUUGAAAUAUAUAAAGUCUCACAACUAACGAAAAAUUAAUCGUGUGAUACCAUGGAGUGUUCACUGUUCACCUAUUUAAUGAUUUGCUGUUUACUUCUUUUGUUUUAUAAAGUUUGCUAUGACUUUGUCAGUCCUAAAGCUAACAGUCAAAAAAAGAAAACAAAACACUUUGUAUUCUUUUCCUUCUGCUGUAAUUUGCUCAUAGUCAUAGAGUUUAAGGCUAGAAGGAACAUCUUGUUUUAUUCAGUCUGUCUUCCCUCAUUCUAACUUAGAGACAACUGAAAGUUUUCUGAUGAAAAGUUUGUCAGAAAACAGGAUUUAGUUGAACAUUAACUUUUCUUUUUUGCAGAAACUUCAUUUCCAAUGACUUUAUAUUUUAGUUUUCUGAAGGGUGUUUUUUUUUCCCCCAAUACACUUUCAGGGGAAGCCCCAAUGGUUUUUAGAAUUUUUGAAAUUGUGCUGUUUUUUUUUUUUUGUUUGUUUCAUCUCUCCACUUUCUAGCUGCUUUCCAACUUUAGCCACAUGGAAAACUAAGAGCGUUUAUGAUAGUAAUGUGUUGUGUUAAAUGAACAUUUCAAAGUGAAAGUGUUCCUUAAAAAACUACCCUCCUACCCAGACGCAUACAAACCCUUUCUCACUCACUGUCUCCCAAGUGGAAGAAAUUAGGAACGAGUAAAAACAUAUAAGUGGGGAAAGAAGUUUUGCACUUAAAUUGUUCCAUUAGGAUGUUUAAAAAUGUGUUUUUUGGGAUUUUUUUUUCCCCUGUGGAAACUUUUGCAGGACAAAAUGCUGCUUUUCCAACUAGUUCUAGUCUGUAUUGUUGUUGUUGUUGUUCCCUUUUAUGUAUCGUUUAUUUUUAUUUUCCCCCCUGGCCUAGCGCCAUCUGAUGGGCUGGAGUAGACAUUGCAAUGUCUAGAUUUGCUGCAGAGCACCCAAAUCUUCUGCUGUGUAGCUAGAGUGGAGACCAGCGCUGGGAGAAAGGUGAGUCAGAAGCAUAUUGUAUUUGACAUGAGCUGGGUGACUCCUCCACACUAUCCCAGUGGGAAAUACACACUGCAAAGAUUAAAAGCGGGGAGAGGAGAGCUAAUAUACUAAUCAGCAGUACAAACUCAAUACAGGGAUUAUUGUAUAGAUUUAAUGUAUCUAACUCUGUAAUUACUUGCACUUGUAAUUAAAAUA
Molecule: messenger RNA, 4027 nt
Organism: Mauremys reevesii (Reeves's turtle)
Lineage: Eukaryota; Metazoa; Chordata; Testudines; Geoemydidae
Product: C-type lectin domain family 2 member B-like
Exons: 7
Coding region: 557-1156 (199 amino acids)
Source: RefSeq, a predicted model, not a curated record